AUGACAAUAGAGACUGGGCUCGACGAGAUAAAUGAGGCGGUGUGUAUUCUACGAAACUACCGGCUACCAGUGCCACACCUGUCUAGGGGAUUAAGCCGACCUCAUACAAAUGAGAAGGAAUCGAAGGACGAGGGCCAUUCAGGAGAUGGGAUGGAGUUAAAUGAAGGGGAGGAAGAGGAGACACAACCGCGGCAGGAUGAUAAGGAACUAGGCUAUGGGAAAGAAGGAAAAUCUAGGAUUAGUGAUGAAGUUGACUUCAUUCUGCGGCAGGAAUGGGCUAAUCUGGGUCAGCUUAUCCGUGAAGUAGAACGCCAGCUAGUUCCUGUGAAGCGACGGUUUACACGAAUAGCACAGCAGCAGAUAGAACAUUUUCGUGAAGAGAUGAUGCUUUUAGCCAACAGGUUUGCAGCAGAAGGGCCUGGAACAGUGGCGGGUGAUCUUGAAAGUGGUCUGCAGAUAAUGAAGGUACUGUGA
This is a messenger RNA of Protopolystoma xenopodis, 474 nucleotides long. The record is from the annotation of a GenBank genome assembly. Lineage: Eukaryota; Metazoa; Platyhelminthes; Monogenea; Polystomatidea; Polystomatidae.